AUGACCGACCCAACCACCCUCGAUGUCAACGUCGACCUCAACAUCCAAGAAAUUCUCCUCGUCGCCUCCAACCACGACAUCCCCAAACUGCGCCUCUUAAUCCGCGACAACGCCCAAACCGGCAACCCCGCCAACGUCAAAGAUCCAGAGACGGGCUUCACGCCGCUGCAUGCUGCCAUUGCUGCGUGUGAAGACGAUUCCGAAGAGAACAAUGCUGUGGAUGCUGCCAAUGGGGAGGGGCAGGGGCAGGAGCAGGAGCAGGAGAAAGUGAAGCAGGCGGGUCUGGAAACCGUACGGUUUUUGCUGCAGGAAGGUGCUAUUUGGAAUGAUUUGGAUUUGAAUGAUGAGACGCCAGGGUGUCUUGCGAGACGGCUUGGGUUGGGGGAGAUUUAUGAGACGAUUGUUGAUGCCGGAGUGCGCGCGGAGUUGUUGUUGAAUCGGUUGGAUGGGUACGAGCCGUUGAUUGAGGAGGAGGAUGAGGAUGAGGACGACAAUGAGGAGCAGUCAGAGCAGCAAGAAGGCGAGACCAAGGAGGAGACGACAGCGGACGACCAAAAUGAAGCCGUGCCCGAACUCGUCGAAGCAACCACCGCAGUCACAACAGACGCAGACGCAGAAGUGACAAACACCAACUACCUCAACAGCAACCUAACCUUCCAAAACGAUCGCCUCCUGGACGCCGACCACAACGGCGUAAUGAUGGCCUGGGAAAGCGACAUCAUGUCUCGCUCCGCCAAGAACCUCCUCCCCACCACGAACCUCCGCGUCCUCAACAUCGGCCACGGCAUGGGCAUCAUCGACACCUUCUUCCAAGAACAGUCGCCCUCGUCGCACCACAUCGUCGAAGCACAUCCCGACGUUCUUGCGGAGAUGAAGCGCAAGGGGUGGCAUGAGAAGCCCGGCGUUACGAUCCACGAGGGUAAGUGGAGUGAGGUGUUGCCGGCGCUGGCGCAGGAGGGGGUGACGUUUGAUGCGAUUUACUAUGAUACUUUUGCGGAGUCGUAUGCGGAUUUCAAGGAGUUUUUCAGUGAGCAGGUUAUUGGGAUUCUGGAGGAGGGAGGUCGGUGGGGAUUCUUUAAUGGGAUGGGGGCGGAUAGGCAGAUUAGUUAUGAUGUUUAUCAGAAGGUGGUUGAGAUGGAUUUGUUUGAGGCUGGGUAUGAUGUUGAGUGGGAGGAGAUUCCAGUGCCGAAGCUGGAGGGGGAGUGGAGUGGUGUGAAGAGGGCGUAUUGGGUGGUGGACAACUACCGCCUGCCGUUGUGCAAGUUUAUGGACUAA
Messenger RNA from Aspergillus chevalieri, 1275 nucleotides. It is a transcript of the gene rmt2, whose product is annotated as protein-arginine N5-methyltransferase. The record is from RefSeq and is a predicted model, not a curated record. Gene Ontology annotation, biological process: peptidyl-arginine methylation. Gene Ontology annotation, molecular function: protein arginine N5-methyltransferase activity. The transcript has a single exon. Lineage: Eukaryota; Fungi; Ascomycota; Eurotiomycetes; Eurotiales; Aspergillaceae. The coding region runs from base 1 to 1275 and encodes 424 amino acids. Gene Ontology annotation, cellular component: nucleus; cytoplasm.